Messenger RNA from Drosophila suzukii, 1432 nucleotides. Its product is annotated as arrestin domain-containing protein 2. Gene Ontology annotation, cellular component: cytoplasm. Gene Ontology annotation, biological process: protein transport. Lineage: Eukaryota; Metazoa; Arthropoda; Insecta; Diptera; Drosophilidae. The record is from RefSeq and is a predicted model, not a curated record.
AUGGGAAUAAUUUGCCAAAUUCUUUUCCACAACAAUACUCAAGGAGUAUUCUAUGCGGGCCAAACGAUUUCUGGCCAAGUGACUUUGAGUACGGAUAAAGUGAUUCAAAUUAAGGCAAUUAGACUUAAGGUCAAAGGUUUCGCCGAGACCCAUUGGACCGAAAGCAAAACUGAUUCGAACAAUAAGUCUACUUCAGAAUCGUUCAAUGGCUUUGAGAAAUACCUUUCCAGUAAAGUUUUUCUGUUGGGAUCCGAAAUAAGCACCGAAAUGUCUUUGGAGCCCGGAACCAGAUCGUAUAAUUUUGCCUGUCAAAUUCCAAUCAACUGUCCUUCUUCGUUCGAGGGUACGCACGGUCGUAUACGUUACAUGGUGGAUGUCAAUAUUAUACAGCCCUGGAAGUACGAUAGUGUCUUUUCAAGAGCUUUUACAGUAAUUCAAGUAAUGGACGUAGGCACCUACGAGUCUGUUUCUCAGAUUCCCGUGCAGGCCAGGACUGAGAAGACUUUCGGUGUCUGGCCCUUCCGAUCGGAUCCGCUGACCCUGGAGCUCAAUCUGCCGCAGACUGGUUUUGUACCCGGGCAGACGGUCCCCAUAAAUGUUUUGGUGGGCAACGAGAGUAAAAUCAAGGUGUACGAAGUGAAGGUUGGCCUGUCCAUGAUGAUCACCUACUACAGUGACCUUAGCUCAGGAACAAAUAGUGAGCGCAAGUCCGUGGCCAAGCUGAAGGCAGAUGGGGUUAGGCGCAACUCUCGGAGAAUGUACGACUUCCAACUGCUGAUUCCCUCCACUCCGCCCUCUUGCUUACACUUGUGCCGCAUAAUUAAGAUCGGAUACCAGAUCGAAGUUGUGGCCAAGGUGAAGGGCAUGCACAUAAACGGAACUCUGAUAAUGCCUGUGACUAUCUGUGGGGUUCCGAUAACACCGCCAAUGGUGCAAUAUAUUCCAGACAGCUCUGCCCCCCCGCUUCCAGAGCAAAGAGCUUUGACUUUGGUUGAAGGCGAGGGUGCUUUUGCUCCAGCUGCCCCUCCAUACCCCUGGGCAGAGGGAUCCACCUUAUCACCACCUAGCUAUGCUGAGGCCAUGUAUUCUUCUACAGAUCCUAUGAGCUCCAAGCAAGGACAGCAGGAAUCGGUAAAUGUGGAAGGAAACUCCUACAAGCCGCUCUAUCCUGUCUUUACUAUGCCUACUCAAAAUGAAGAAAAAGCUGAAAAGGCUGUUUUAGAGAAAGAGGAAAAGAAGUGAGGAAGGGCGAGAAUAAUAAUUCGAGUUUGAGAACAAUUGGACACCCAAUCCCCCAAAUUAAGAAAUCCUUGGCAUUUUCCCAGUUCUUCAGGGCUUACUUGUUGCCUGUAUGCUUCAAUUGGCGAAAUGUAUAAUUCAAAAUUGUGGAAGCGAUAAGAUAAAAGUUGGCCUGGCCAUCGCUACCAAUAUA